Molecule: messenger RNA, 5533 nt
Organism: Coniophora puteana RWD-64-598 SS2
Lineage: Eukaryota; Fungi; Basidiomycota; Agaricomycetes; Boletales; Coniophoraceae
Product: TAF1 transcription initiation factor TFIID subunit TAF1
Exons: 18
Coding region: 49-3201 (1050 amino acids)
Biological process (GO): RNA polymerase II preinitiation complex assembly; transcription by RNA polymerase II
Cellular component (GO): transcription factor TFIID complex
Molecular function (GO): TBP-class protein binding; RNA polymerase II general transcription initiation factor binding; RNA polymerase II general transcription initiation factor activity
Source: RefSeq, a predicted model, not a curated record
GGCGGGCAGGACACGCGCCGAGACGCCCUAGAGUGCGCGCAUUCGACAAUGGCUCACCAGGAGGAAAACGAUGUUAUCUCGACUUUGACAGGUUUCUCUCUGGACAAUGUGCUCGCCGGCUUGUCUCUCCCUACAGGCACGGGCCGGCUACCAAGCAGUCUUGGGAUCUCAGGUCUUCCAUCCUUGGACGCGUCGCAGAUAUAUAGCGAAAGAUGGGACGACGACGAUGCAGUAGGGGCUGGAGAAGGGGAGGAUUACGAGGAUGAGGUGGACAGGGAAAUGCAAGAUGAGGAUCCGUACGAGUCAGCGGUCAAGAUGGAGGUCCAGUCUCCGAUUAGCCUUCGACCAAAGCAGAGGCGUACGCGUCUAGUGAAACGUCUCGUGGAAAGACCGAAAACGGUGUACGAGCGAUUCCCUGCGUUCGAAAAGGACAAGGUCCUCAACUUCUCCGAGCUCUUCAAAGGAUACACCGUCACCAAGUCUCGGCUUUCGAAGCGAGCCCUCCAGGCUGAAAGUGUAUACGCGAAGAAACGAGAAGCACCCAAGGGUUUCCUUGACGCAAUUGUCGGUGACACCAGGCGACAGGUUGAGAACAAACGGGUGGAGGCAGUGGUAUCAGCUGGGAGCAUAGAUAAUGACCUGCUUAAAACACUGCAGGCUCGGGAGAACUCUGACGUUCCUGUCACGCUUCCCCUUCAUGACCGCAGCUUCGACCUUGUCCUCUUAUCCAAUUGGGAAGACCAGAUCGUCAUUCACCCUGAGAAUGCAUUCCCUUCUCACAAACUCGAAGACAACAACCUCACGAUGCCAGUCAACAAGUCCUUGGAGUCUGGCGCAUGGACUCAGAGUAUCAUAUGGAAUCCAAACGCACCAUUCAGGGAUUUCACACAACUUGAGCUCGAUCACGAAGAGGACGAGUACCCUGAAGAACGACCUCAAGAAACUGCGCGGCCGCGGAAGCGUUUCCGUGCUGAAGGUGCUCCGUCCAGAGACAAGUUCAAUUUGUCCAACGAUCACUUCUAUGAAGUUUCCAAGGACGGCGCCCGCCACCGGGUUCGGCAGACAUUCGGUCAGCUCGUGGUCGAGCACGCCUACCCUGCUCAGAAGUUGCAACUGCCCUUUUACAAGACACGUGUUUCGAAGCAGGAAGCCCGUGCAUUCCACCGUCCUGCCUUACAAUUCCCUGUCAACUUUGAAAUUCACUUUACGAAGGUUCGUACUGCCAAGAAGAAGAAGGACAAAGCUGGUCGCAAAGUGGGCAAAGGUGGUAAUAUUGGCGAAGGACUGCGGAAAACAAAUGAUCUCACCUUAAAAGACACAAGCAACUUUGUCCUUUGGGAGUACUCUGAAGAGCAUCCUCCAAUCAUACAAAACUUCGGAAUGGGCAGUAUCCUUGUCAACUAUUAUCGCAAGAAAGAUGAGAAAGACGAGCAUAUCCCCAAACUGGACCUCGGCGUUCCAUUUGUUCUUGAGCCUCAAGACGAGUCCCCCUUUAUGAAGUUUGGUUAUGUCUACCCCGGACAGACUUUUCCAGCGGUAUACAACAACCUAAUCCGAGCGCCAUUGUUCCGACACAAGCCUUACCAGACUGAUUUCCUUUGCGUGAGGAGUACAAUCAGAGGCGAAACUAGAUACCACUUGCGAGAGAUCAAGAACCUUUUCGUCGUUGGCCAAAGCUACCCAGUCACCGAAGUACCGGGUCCUCAUUCACGAAAGAUCACGAACACCAUCAAACAUCGUCUACAAAUCAUUGCUUUCAAGUUGCUCAAGAAGAGCUAUGAGGAGCGCCUCAAAAUCUCUCGGUUGAUGAAAUACUUCCCGGAUCAAAAUGAGCUACAGAUGCGCCAGCGGCUCAAGGAGUUCAUGGAGUACCACCGACGGGGUAUUCAUCAAGGGUUCUGGAGGCUGAAGUCAGGCAUUACCAUUCCGAGCGACGCCGACAUGCUCAAAAUGGUCGGGCCAGAACAGGUGGUCCUCAUGGAGAGCAUGCAAGUUGGACAGCGUCAUCUCCAAGAUGCUGGGUACACACAAACGGCCGAGCAGGAAAAGGAUGCGGACGAGGAGGGUGAAUCGAAGCUCUCGGUAGAGCAACAACUCGCGCCCUGGAUUACGACGAAGAACUUCUUGUUUGCGACGCAGGCCAAGGCCAUGCUUCGUCUGCAUGGUGAAGGUGAUCCUACGGGUAGAGGAGAGGCAUUCAGCUUCAUCCGAAUAUCUAUGAAGGAUAUCUUUGUGAAGGCGGGAGAGGAUUAUGAGCAGAAACUAGCCGAGGCGGAAAAUCGGCCAAAGUCUGCUCAUAGAUACAACGUUGCUGAGCAGCAGCAGAUCUACAAGUCCGAAAUCGAACGCAUUUGGAAAGCGCAGUUUGACUCGCUGAGCCGGACGGAUGAACCAGAGCUCAGUGAGGAAGACGAGCCAGUUCCAGAUCCCAAGAAGUCAAUGCAACGGCAACCUUCACUAAAGUUCGAGGGCAUGCCUUAUUCGCCAGCAAUGUCCCCCGUUACGCCCGGUCCCAUGUCCCCUUCGUUCAGUCGAGCUUCCUCUGUUGAUCACGACCGAGAGAUGAGCAUGGGCCCGAACGACAGCCGCAAAGUGCUUCGCAUUCGCCGACUGGUUGAUGACGAGUGGCAAAUGGAGAUCAUUCGCGAUCCUGCGGUCAUACGCGCGUAUGUUCGCGCAAGGCAGCUUCUCGAGGAAGAGCAGACGCUCGCAGACAAUCUCGCGCCCACGGGCGAUGCUUUCAAGGACAAACGUUACAAGAAGAUGCUCGAGGAUCAGAUAGCGCGCAUGAAGAAGAACCAAGAACGCCGUCUUCAUCGCAAGAACGCGAAGAUUGUCAAGGAAGGAGGGACACCAAUGCAACUAGACCGGCCGCUGAAACCGGACACUACGAGACGCUGCGGUCACUGUGGCCAAAUGGGUCAUAUGAAGACCAACCGGAAGUGUCCGAGAUGGGCUGAGUUCAACAGCGGUGCAACCCCUUUACCCGCGACGCCGGCAUCUGCCACAAGUCCACCGCCGGGCACACCCAUGUCCAACAUGGGCGGGUUCAGCCGACAGGGACCGUCAUUUGGGUUUGGAGCGGCUGUGCCUUCCCCUCUGGCAACGAGCCCACCCAUGACCGCCGUCGGAGAGGACCCGCUGCCUCCAACACCAUCUGGAUCUGCACCCAAGAUCAAACUCACGCUCAAACGCACAUGAUGAGAGAUGAAUGCAAUUUGCUAUGUAUGCGCCAGUAUAAGCCGAUGUAUUAUGUUACAGUAUCCACACACAUGCUUAAUGUUAAUGUUCGCUAUAACUUACAGUUGAAAUGAAUGAAUCGAGAGCAAGUCCGAGAAUGCCGAAAGAGAUAAACGGAAACCAAGCUAAACUACGCCGCAGCCAUCUCAACGUCCAGUGACCGUGGAAUGGGCGCCGGAGGCGGACGCGAUCCAUACCGCUGCUUGAAGUCCUGGUUGAUCUUGACAAGCAGAUCCCGGAUGAGCUCGGCGUGCUUGCGCCGCUCAGACGGCGAUAUCUCCUUUGUUCUGUGUUCGAGUUCUAUCUGGCCCACCUUGCGCGCGAGGUCAUCGCCCUCUACAGCCAUAGCAACCGAGCGAAGGCUGGGGAGGAUCAUGUCCGCCGAGGAAGGUGAUGACCGUGUGGAGCUAGGCGUGGUGCCACGAGAAGAGGCACUCGACCGCGGCGAAGACGAGGGCGACGUAGAACGGUACAUCUCGGAAAUGGGAGGCAGCCUGAUACGGCCGGUUUCGUCUCUCUUGACGCUGAGCGUCGGCAGCUUGAAGUCGCUGUCCUCCAAAGACGGGUAAAGCUUGGUCGAGGACGACUCGAGCGAGAAGCUCUGCAGUGCUGCCGGAGGACCGCGUUCCACGACUUUCCGCAGCUUGGGUUCCACUGGAGCCGGUGGCUUGGUAGACGCACCCAUCUGGAGCGGGACCAUAUUGCUCCGCCGUGCGUCAGCGUAAAAGUCCGGCUUAGAUAGCUGUACACUCGGAGGCAUCCCACGCGGCUCACGCAGAACAUCGAACGUUGCGAAGUUGUCUGAGAUCGUGGCAUGAUGAGGAGGCGUGGCGUUGGAAGGCGUGGAACUUGACGACCCAGGAGAAGUCGGGUCAAGCGGAGGUGUAGGAUGAUGGUAAGCUGACGCCGAUUGGUACUGACGAGCAUACAUCGCCGCAUAGUCAUGCGAUGCAGGUGCGGAGACACGGCGCUCGGCGUAGGACAUAGGCACGUUCGAUGGCGCGUUCAUACCCGCAUACAUGGCAUCUGCGUUAUAACCACCGGGGUUGACCGAAGCAUGAGUCGACCUGUGACUCGAGGGAGGGGAAGGAUACGCGUUCGUGGCAAAGGCAGGAGCCUGAGCAUACCCUGCUUGUUGCGUGAAGUUAGCACCCGACCCGGCAAGUCCUGGCAUACCAGCAAGACCAAGCUGGCUGAGGCCGUCUGUGUCGAAGUAAGAAGGGGGAGAGAUCCGGUCCGCAGUGGGGUGAGCGUUGCGGUGUUGCGCCGCCGUAGUGACAUCACGUCCCAGAGUAACGAGGAAUUCGUUUACAGCCGCUAAUUCCUGAGGAGUACGGAUAUUGAGCGAGAUUGAGCGGGGAUUGAAGCUAUCGGGAUAAGGGGCGGGAGUAUCGUUGAAAGCCAAGUUAUUCAAGCGUUCAGCCAUGUGGGUGUCAUACGACGGCGUCACCUUGCGUUUCUUCAUGUCAAGCAAGAAGUCGUCAACUGCGUAAUCAAGAGACCUCUUAGUGCGGGUAGGGGCCAUAGGCAUACCCUCGUGUUUGACACCUUCCCAUGUGGGAACCUGGUUGUGAAGGAAAAGGUCGUAUGCAGGGUCUGAGACCUGACCUGGAUGUGCAUGGCUGUCUAUUUCGGGGGAGGGCGUGGGGAGGAAACCGUUAGCAGGGGCUCCGUGGAAGUUGUCCGAAUGGGGACGGGCGAAGGGCGAGUGAACUUUCGAUGGAACACCACCUCCGGACGCAGGACCGAUCUUGCUGAGAGGCCUGUUGAUCUGCCCCUUUUGGUCGAGACCGUCCCCGCGGACACGAGAGACGUACAUGGGGUCGACAACGGUGAUAGCCUUUGAAUGCUUGUGUUGAGCGUGGUGCUCUUCGGUGUGAAUUUUUUCGUGUUUCUUGAGAUCCUGAGGGCGCUUGAAGGACUUUUUGCAAAUCUCACAGACGUGCGGUUUCAAGGGAGUAUGAACUCGGAGGUGGCUUGUGAUAUGAUCACGUUUGGCGCAUGUGGUGGCACAGUCUUUCCAUUUGCAGGUGAGACAGAGGUUGUUGGUGCUCUUCCUGCCAAUGUGGUCAUUGCAGAGAUGGUUGUAGAGCAUCUCUGGGUCUGGGAAGGCGGUGGUGCAAUCUGCCCAUUGGCAGGUAUGAGCCUCCUGUUGUUGCGGGGAAGGAGACACGGAGUGGUGGUGGUCCGCUGCCGGUGAGGUGGAUGAGUCCUUUGAAGAAGAUGGCGGAGAAGGUGGAGAGGCCAUGGCUGGGUAGGCGGAGAUGGCCUGGAGAGUUUGCUGGAGUACGUC